Molecule: messenger RNA, 1843 nt
Organism: Hyaloscypha bicolor E
Lineage: Eukaryota; Fungi; Ascomycota; Leotiomycetes; Helotiales; Hyaloscyphaceae
Product: FAD-binding domain-containing protein
Exons: 6
Coding region: 162-1745 (527 amino acids)
Molecular function (GO): FAD binding
Source: RefSeq, a predicted model, not a curated record
GUGGACAAUAUAUCCUUCCACACUUCGCUUUUCCAAUUCGCGUUUUCUCGAACCUGCAUUAACUUUUCAUCCACACCUCUUGAGUUCCAUGCUGUGUCAACAGGACCCCCGUCCCGACGCCACGACCAGUUGACUCGAUCUUGGUAAUAACCUUUGCGAAAAUGCGCCACCUCUUGCUUCUGUUGGGCGUGCUUGGCCUCGAAGUUGCCGCCCAGAACGGGACUUUGACGAUUGGUAUCGUCAGUUCCCAAAUCGAUGAUUUCCUCCAAUUGAUUCAAAAUGAGUCAUUGGCCAAUAGAGACACGAGCUCACGGCAACCCUCUGGCUGUGCAUUGGCUUGCUCUUUUCUCAACUUUGCACUGCGAGGGCAAGUCUCCUUCCCGGAAAGUACGGUCUAUGAGUAUCAGGAAUCUCGAUACUGGUCUGUAUUUCAAGCAACUGACACGCCAACAUGUCGAUUUGCACCUAUCGACCCUCUUGGCGUUUCACUAGCUGUCUUGACCGUCCAGGUUACACAGUGUGAGUUUGCUGUUAAGAGCGGGGGCCAUGGGAUGUUUUCUGGAGCUUCGAAUAUCGACGGAGGCUUGACAAUUGACUUGCUCAAGUUAAACCAGGUCACUGUAUCUGCUGAUCAAACCCAAACGUCGGUUGGGUCUGGAAAUAGAUGGGUCGAUGUCUACAGUGCCUUGGAUCUAAAAGGUCUUUCUGUUAUUGGAGGCCGAGUCGCCGAUAUUGGGGUGGGAGGGUUAACUCUGGGUGGCGGAAUGUCAUUCUUCUCCGGAAGAUAUGGCUGGGCAUGCGACAAUGUCAACACGUAUGAGGUUGUCUUCGCCGACGGAUCCAUCCGUGAAGUAUCUUACUCGACAUAUCCAGACCUCUACUUUGCCCUUCGGGGAGGAGGAAACAACUUCGGAAUUGUCACUCGAUUUGACCUCCUGACGUUUCCUCAAGGUGAUCUCUGGGCUGGUUCACAAACAUACCUUUACAGUAAUGAGACAGCGUCUGCCCUGAACGAUGCCGUGUACUGGUUGAACGUCAAUGCACCAUCCGACCCCUUUGGACAAGUUAUCCUUGCUUAUGCCUACGUGCAGUCAUUCGGUGCCUGGGCAAUGAGUGCUGAUCUCCAAUAUGGCAAGCCGGUAGCAUAUCCGCCGAUCCUGAGCAAUUUCACCAAACCUCCUGGGGCUAUUGCUACAGAUCUUGGUAUUACUAAUCUUACCGCGCUGACUGUCUCAUUCAAUGACACCAAUCCUGGUGGAUUCCGCGAAACAUACUGGACACUAACGGUGAAGAACAGUCCUACGAUCCUAAAUGAUUUAUUGAACAUAUUUAUAGACGAAAUCAAUCCAAUCAAUACUGUAGCCAACAUGACUCCUGCUAUUGUAUUCCAGCCACUCACAAACAACAUAAUUUCCCACUUCAGCAGGAAUGGUGGAAACGCACUUGGGAUUACGACAGCCGAUGGUCCUCUCAUCUUGGUCAACAUCGCUAUUUCUUGGUCCUCAGCAAAUGACGAUGCUAAGGUUUUCGGAGCAGCAAGUAGUUUUAUCAGCCGAUCAAACACAACGGCUUAUUCUCAAGGUGUGGGAUUUCCCUUCGUCUACCAAAACUACGCCGCACUUCAACAACCUGUGUUUGAAAAUUACGGGCAAAAGAAUUUGGCGAAAUUGAGGGCUGUGAGCGAGAAGUAUGAUCCGUUUAGCGUGUGGCAGAAACUACAGCCCGGAUAUUUCAAGAUAUUUUGAGUCCGCUUCUAUUGUAUAUAUUCUAUUAGUUAUAUUUCUUAAAACGAUACACGAUACACCACCUGCGUGGCUAUUAUUUCGAAUAAUAACAAUCGUUC